UUACUAACAACACUAAUCCCUUACAGAAAUACAAUAGCAAUAAAAACCUGAAAAAAACUCGGGAAAGAUUAGAGGGUCGGAACGGCAAUUUUAUCCUUCUGUUUUUCCGAAACUUGUAAACACAGAGAAAGCAGACGAUCGUUGAAAACACAGAGAAAGAAACCUAUGGCCUCGAAACCAGGUUCAGCUCCGACCACCUACUCUCCCACUCCGAGUCGGAAAUCUCGCCCGCCCAUUUUCAAACACUAUGACGUCGAUUGGGUCCGACCCGAUGGUCGCAGCUUCUCUGAAUGCAGACCCGCAUAUUUCAGGACUGGUGCUGUCAAUGCUGCUGCUGGAUCAGCUUAUGCUGAGUUUGGAAAUACAAAGGUCAUUGUGUCUGUAUUUGGGCCUAGAGAAAGUAAGAAAGCAAUGAUGUAUAGUGAUGUGGGCCGGCUGAAUUGCAAUGUGAGCUAUACAACUUUUUCUACCCCAGUUCGUGGACAGGGAUCUGACUGCAAAGAAUUUUCCUCGAUGCUUCAUAAAUCUUUAGAAGGUGCAAUAAUGUUGGAAACCUUUCCCAAGACAACUGUAGAUGUUUUUGCAUUGGUGUUGGAAUCUGGUGGCAGUGAUCUUUCUGUUAUAGUAUCUUGUGCAAGCCUUGCCUUAGCUGAUGCAGGGAUUAUGAUGUAUGACCUUGUUGCUGGAGUUUCUGUGUCUUGUCUUGGUGCGAACCUGGUCAUUGAUCCAAUUUUAGAAGAGGAAAGCUGUCAGGAUGGAAGCCUAAUGAUUACUUGUAUGCCUUCUCGUUACGAGGUGACUCAACUCACUGUUACAGGAGAAUGGUCUGCUGCAAAGAUGAAUGAGGCGAUGCAGCUUUGCCUCGAUGCUUGCUCAAAGCUUGCGACAGUAAUGAGAUCAUGUUUGAAAGAACCUGCUUCAGCUUGACAAGAUUAAAAAGAAUUAUGAUUAGUAAGUUUGCCAAAAUCGUACAGGACACCCUUCCACCACCUAUCUUUGUUUCCUGCCUCUCCCCAUCUUCUUCCUUUAAACACGAACAACAUUAUACAGUUUUGCUAGAUUUUUCUGGUUGGAGCCCAAAUUUUGAUUAGUCAAUGAUAAUUUUUCCUGCCUUAUUCCGUAUUAUCAAUGUAUUUUUCCUUCCCAUUCCUGAAUGGAUUUGAAUUCCCA
Messenger RNA from Ricinus communis (castor bean), 1170 nucleotides. RefSeq names its product exosome complex component RRP41-like. Lineage: Eukaryota; Viridiplantae; Streptophyta; Magnoliopsida; Malpighiales; Euphorbiaceae. The coding region runs from base 166 to 927 and encodes 253 amino acids. The record is from RefSeq and is a predicted model, not a curated record. Gene Ontology annotation, cellular component: cytoplasmic exosome (RNase complex); nucleolus; nuclear exosome (RNase complex). The transcript is spliced from 7 exons. Gene Ontology annotation, biological process: poly(A)-dependent snoRNA 3'-end processing; rRNA catabolic process; U4 snRNA 3'-end processing.